AUUCGUAAAAGUUCUCUGUUUUGAUUCAAAUUUUUCAAUAUUUCAACAAAAAAUCAUUGAAAAAAAUGUCUCGUCCUGCGAAUCUUCCUUAUCCAAGCAUUUGGAGUCGUUUUGAAGCCAAUUCUUGUUCUUUUCGCAUCCAAGAUUUGACUGAAGAGCAUUACCAAGCCGCAAUUAACCUCUUUUUAUCGGAUUUUGUACCUGAUGAGCCUGUAGCUAAGUCAAUGGAAAUCGCUUCUGAUCCCGCAUCGCUUGAAGAAAUGUGUUCUCUUUGGUUAGAAGUCUUCCGAUAUCGCGUUUCAUUAGCUUGUUUCAACGAAAAAACUGAAGAAUUAGUCGGAGUUAAUGCCGUUUUCAUCGAAACAGGCGGAGAAGAGUUCAAAGCGACCGCAGCUCCAUGGAAAAAGGUUUUUGACGCAAAUAAUUUGGUAGCUGAACGUGUCAAUAUCAAGGAAAAGUUCAAAGUUGAUCGUUUUUUGGGAGCUUUUGGAUUAGUUGUAAGUCGAAAGUACCGUGGAUUUGGCAUUGGAACGGAAAUUCUUCGUGCUCGGAUCCCCCUUUGCAAAGCUCUGGGCUUGAAAGUCACUUCAAAUAAUUUUUCAGGCGAAAAAUCCCAACGUAUUGCUGAAAAGGCGGGAUUUAAAGUUGAUGUCUCCGUGACAUUUGACGAACUCGCAAAUGCUGGCUAUAAAUUUCCGAAUAUCACUGAAGCAUGUAUCAAAGUAAUGUCACUUGAAAUAAAUUAACGGCAACAAUGUUGACUUGUCCCUGUCAUGUUUGCACCAAAAAAUUCUUCGCAUUUGCAUUGCAAGGCGUCGUGACUUUGAUUUUGGCGCGUAGAUAAGCCCCAACAACUACGGGCAGGUACAAAAAUAGACAAUUGUUCCAUUUUCGCAAAAAGCGCGCUAAAAUAAAGAUGAAACUCCCACAUAAAUUCGUACGUGCCUCGGUGUCAAAAAUAAAUC
Culicoides brevitarsis is the source of this 965-nucleotide messenger RNA. RefSeq lists its product as uncharacterized. NCBI's taxonomy places the organism in Eukaryota, Metazoa, Arthropoda, Insecta, Diptera, Ceratopogonidae. Bases 66 to 746 code for a protein of 226 amino acids. The transcript has a single exon. The record is from RefSeq and is a predicted model, not a curated record. Gene Ontology annotation, molecular function: N-acetyltransferase activity.